AGCGUGUGCGCCGCGGCGGCGGCCGCAGCGGCAGCGGCGGCGGCGUGGGCGAACGGCCACGGGCAAGGCGACGCUAGCAAACCACCAACACCGGUGCUUAUCCCCAAUGGCACCGUCGUCAAUGGCGGGCCACCCAUAUACAGCACAGCAAAGAUUUGUGCAGGGGGCGCGAGCGGCGCGGCCGGCGUGAUAGGGGUGACCCGGCGCGGCCGCUGCAAGUGGUUCAACGUGGCCAAGGGCUGGGGGUUCAUCACCCCUGACGAUGGCGGCCAAGACGUCUUCGUUCAUCAGAGCGUCAUCCAAAUGCACGGCUUCCGAUCGCUGGGCGACGAAGAGGAGGUGGAGUUCGAGUGCAAGGAGUCCGACAAGGGGCUGGAGGCGACGCGCGUGUCCGGGCCCUCCGCCGUCGACUGCCAGGGCUCGCAUCGUCGCCCGUUCUCCAAGAAGCGCUUCAGGAAGAUCCGCUGCUACAAUUGUGGUGAGUUCGCCAACCACAUAGCCGCCAAGUGCAGCAUCGGACCGCAACCAAAGAGAUGUCACAACUGCAAGAGCGAAGAUCACCUCAUUGCCGACUGCCCAGUGAAGGUUGAGAAAAAGGAUGAUCCGCAAUCGAAGAGUUCAGGCAGCUCCCAGGGGAGUCAGCAGGGGAGCCCGCAGCAGUCAUAACUCCUUCAUUUGAAUACAUCCACCUUAUUCACGGCUGGCAACAUUUUAUCAUUUACUUGUUAAGCGCAUUUACCUACUUUUACGCCGAAAGUACAAAAUGUAACGAUAAGAGUUCCCGAUAACGUAAACUAAUGCAUUUACCAGUUCUUUAAUGUAAACACAACUACCUCAUUUACUUAAUAUGCCUCUAGAUACAGUAUCAACUAGAAUUACAACAAGACUGAUCAGUACAAAUCCAUAAUGUAGUACAAAAAUUAUACAUAUUUUUAUUGAUAGAAUCUUUAUUACCUAAGUUUGCAAAUGUAACGUAAGUACAAAUUUUAUGUGUUCGAGUGUCAAUAUCUUAAUUGAUUUACUUUAUAUUGUAUUUACCCAAAGUUAAGUGUGUGUUUAUAUCACUAUUAUUAAUUUGUUGCUAUAUUAUAAUAUUAUGACAAACUUUAUGUUAGAAUUUUAGAUCGUAGCCGUAAAAUAGAUUUAGAAGUAUUAGAAUGGCUAUGAAAAUAUUUUAUGAACUUCGAAUAAUUUAUACAUACGUAAAAAUAACUUGAUUUUACAGUUUACUACAUUUUCUACCAUACUAUUUCAGAACCAGAAUAUUGGAGAAACUUAUAACUAUUAUUAUCAUAAUAACUACAAAUAAGAAAAUAAUGAAGUACUUUUUACAACCUGAUAUCAAUUUACCUGUCUAACAAUAAGCCAAUGUUAUUAAUAACAGAAAUGUUUUGAUAGAUAUAGUUUUAAAUGUCAUAGUUUUAUUGUAAUCUUUCACACUGUUAAAUUAUGAAAACGUGCCAAAGCAAACAUUAUUGCAAUAAUAAUUACUAAGUAUAAAAUACAAAGAGCUAAACUCAUAGUGUCCUGAAGUAUAGCAGAUAAAGUUGUAAGAAUGCCGCCUUUAAUCAGAGCCUAGCAAUCAGAAAUAUUUUUAAGUUGCUGAUUUUAAAGUACAAAACUACUAUUGUUAUACUAAUACUGUACAAUGACUGCAUUAUUGAGACUUUUGUUUGCUCAAAGUACUAAUCAUAGGUUUGUGAAGUUCGUUAAUAUUGCGUAAGUAGACAUUGGCACUGCAGUCGUGAACAAUUUUUUUUAAGUUUAAGAUGUGGUAUAACUU
Ostrinia furnacalis (Asian corn borer) is the source of this 1783-nucleotide messenger RNA. RefSeq names its product protein lin-28 homolog (gene lin-28). NCBI's taxonomy places the organism in Eukaryota, Metazoa, Arthropoda, Insecta, Lepidoptera, Crambidae. The record is from RefSeq and is a predicted model, not a curated record. Gene Ontology annotation, molecular function: mRNA binding; zinc ion binding. Bases 304 to 666 code for a protein of 120 amino acids. Gene Ontology annotation, cellular component: nucleus; cytoplasm. The transcript is spliced from 6 exons. Gene Ontology annotation, biological process: pre-miRNA processing.